CGUGGUUUCCGGGGGAACGCUCGUACAGAAAAUAACAACAGACGAGUUAGCAUCGAGCUCGUAAUGAACCCGAGAGAAAAAGCUCCGCUGGCGCCGACAUUACGAUGUGUAGCGUUCAGGAAAGACGCGGACAACACGGGAAACUAAUGUAGUCUCGCAGACCAGCCUCUCUGCACCAUGAAUUUAAGAGGACUCUUUCAGGACUUCAACCCCAGUAAGUUCCUGAUCUACUCGUGCCUGCUCCUGUUCUCCGUGCUGCUGUCCUUGAGGCUGGAUGGAGUCAUCCAGUGGAGCUACUGGGCAGUGUUUACUCCCAUAUGGCUGUGGAAGCUGCUGGUCAUCAUCGGGGCGUCCGUGGGCACCGGAGUCUGGGCUCAUAACCCUCAGUACAGGGCUGAAGGGGAGACCUGUGUGGAGUUUAAAGCCAUGCUGAUCGCUGUGGGCCUCCACGUCCUGCUGCUGAUGUUCGAGGUGUUGGUGUGCGACCGAGUGGCCCGAGGAAACUACUUCUGGCUGCUCGUCUUCAUGCCGCUCUUCUUUGUGUCGCCCGUGUCAGUCGCAGCAUGUGUCUGGGGCUUCAGACACGACCGCUCCCUCGAGCUCGAGGUUCUGUGUUCCGUCAAUAUUCUGCAGUUUAUCUUCAUCGCUCUGAGGCUGGACCAGAUCAUCAACUGGCCCUGGCUGGUGGUCUGCGUUCCUCUGUGGAUCCUCAUGUCCUUCCUGUGCCUUGUGGUUCUUUACUACAUCAUCUGGUCGGUCCUCUUCCUGCGCUCCAUCGACAUCAUCGCUGAGCAGCGCCGGACUCACAUCACCAUGGCGAUCAGCUGGAUGACCAUCGUUGUGCCGCUUCUCACCUUCGAGAUCCUCCUGGUUCAUAAACUGGACGGCCACAACAGUCUGAGUUACGUCUGUGUGUUCGUCCCUCUCUGGCUCUCUCUGCUCACUCUCAUGGCCACCACCUUCGGCCAGAAGGGAGGAAACCACUGGUGGUUUGGCAUCAGGAAGGACUUCUGCCACUUCCUGUUGGAGCUCCUCCCCUUCCUGCGGGAGUACGGCAACGUGUCCUACGACCUCCAGCGCAGCGAGGACCCCGAGGCGGCCGACGACCUGCCCGACCCGGAGCCGCCGCCCAAGAUCGCCCCGAUGUUCCACAAGAAGACCGGCGUGGUGAUCACACAGAGUCCCGGGAAGUACUUCGUCCCACCGCCGAAACUCUGCAUCGAAAUGCCCGACUAGACGACCAGCGGAGACUCCACAGUAGAUCUACCUGCCCCGAGCGAUUCAGCCCACUCACCUGAACUCUAUGUCAGAACGAACGGUGACGGGUCCAGACUCCUCACACUGGUUCUGUUCUGGAGGAAACUGAACCCCAGACCCUUAACAUGGACCCGAUGCUGGAUCUGUGGACUCAAGAACCUCUGGAUCAGAGUGUCUGAAUGGAAAAAGACACUUGGUCUGUGAUGGGGACCAGUGGAGACUUUGUUUCAUUUUGGGAUCACUGUUCCCCUCGUUUCAUUCCAUAGAAAAUGAAAUAAAUCUGAAAAGACCUCCUCACUGUUUAUAUCGACACUAACUUUAUUUAAUGAAGCACAGUUUUACCUUCAUACUAUGAAUAUUUCCAGAGUUCCAGGUCCUUGAAGUACGUAGAGGUGGGUCCAAAAUUAUCACAUUUUAAUGGACUUUUUAAAUAUCUUUUCUUUAGCCCUCAUAAUUUGUAAAAGACAGGAGAUGGACACAGAUUUAGUGUGUAGGUUGUGGCACCUGGAGUGAAUGUAAACUGAUCUGGUGUCAGUUUUUACCGGAACUCUGUGUCUAUCUGCUGGACUGAUGAAGUUCUGAGUAGUGCUGGGCGAUAUGGAAAAAAUCAUAUAUCACAAUAUGGAUUAUUUUAUAUCACGAUAACAAUAUGUAUCACAAUUUGACAAUUUUCAGUCAUUUUGAACAAUUUUGACCCAUUUUUGACAAAUUUUAACUAUUUUUGGACAGUUUUUUACUCUGUUUUGGACAGAGUAAUUUUUGGCAACAUGGAUGUAAAAUUGCCAAAAUGACUCCAAAAUUAACCAGGAUUACUUCCAAAAUUUUCCAAAAUAACUCAAAAAUUGAUGAAGAAUAGUUAAAAAUCGCCCAAACUGACUCAAAAAUGAUCCAGAACUGUUUGAAGUUUGUCUAAAAUGACUUUAAACUUGUUGAAAAAGACUCCAACAUUGACAAAAUUACUCAAAACUAUAGAAAAAUAGUUAAAAUUUGUCCAAAAUUACUCAAAAAUGAGUUUAAGAAUGAUGCAAAAAAGGACCUCAAAAUGCCAAGAUCUAGUGUUCAGACUGUGACACCUGGAGUGGAUUUAAACUGAUCUGGUGUCAGUUUUUACCAGAACUCAGGUGUGUUUUUCCUCCUAAAUGUCAUGGUUCUGUCUGCUGGACUGAUGCAGUGAUGAGAACUUCAUCUGGACCCACCUCUAUGGACUGCAAGGACCUGGAACACUAAAAAUAUUCAUUGUAUGAAGGUAAAACUUUGCUUCAUGAAAUAAAGUUCCUGUAGAAGUGAUUCUGAGGAGGUCUGGGUGGGAAGUUUGAUCAGAUUUAGUUGAUUUUUUUCAUGGAGAUGGAAAAACGAGGGGUGUGGUUGAAGGAAAAGUGAUAUUUUUCAGGUUUGUGUUUUUUCUCUAAUCUCUCCGUGUCAUCAGACUGAUUCCCUCCAGCAUCCACAUGUCUUCCUAAAGGUAAAAAUGCAUUUCAGAGUAAAGCCAACGCUGAUGUGAGGCUUCAGAAACGGAUGCCUUCCAAAUUUUGCAAAAUUUAAAAGUCUGCAACAGAUUUGCUUGACAGGGUUAUAGAAAAUUUUUGCAUUUUUGGUGCUACAGAGAUUUAAAAAAUCUGAAAAUAGAUGCUUAAUUUGACCAACAGAAGCCUCAUUGGGUUGAACUUGGAAGUUGAAGCACAUUUUUGCUCAGAAUGCUGAUUCAGGAGUGGGGAUUGAGGAGAUACCUGAAAAAAAUCAGCCUUUUCUUUCAACAGACGACAAUGGAGAUGGCACUUUGUUCCAAGAGGAGCCCUUUCUGACCUUUAGGUUGUUUUUUUUAUUAUUGUUAUUCCUUUUUUUGUAAAUAAGAUAACUUGUAAAGUUUGGGACCAGAGAGUUAAAAUGUUAGAACAGACACAACGAGAUUAAAUCAUUUUAAGAUGGAAUAAUCAUAUUAAACCCAGACACUUUGUGCCAAUAA
This is a messenger RNA of Amphiprion ocellaris (clown anemonefish), 3220 nucleotides long. It is a transcript of the gene tmem185a, whose product is annotated as transmembrane protein 185. Lineage: Eukaryota; Metazoa; Chordata; Actinopteri; Pomacentridae. The transcript is spliced from 7 exons. The record is from RefSeq and is a predicted model, not a curated record. Bases 178 to 1236 code for a protein of 352 amino acids.